AUGUUGGGUUUUUUAUUGAGUUUGGCAGUCUUGCACCAAGUACAAUGUAGACCGGCUGAUCAGGCGGUAAGCGCUGGAUCAGAUGCGUUACAUUUGUUCGUGGCAAAUACCUCAUCAUCAAGUGAUUACCACUUGGGACCGAUUCUGUCGGAAAUUGAAAACAUUGAAGACGAAAUCAAUGCAGAUAUGCAGGCACUGAUGCCCUUUUUAAAUUUUAUGUUCGAUACGGACAGCGCCAGUGAUGACAAAGACAGUAGUUGUGAAGAUCAAAUGAUUCUACAACUAGUUCCAGACCACAAUCCAACGAUUUCAAAUCCGGAAUCACCACAAGAUAAUCCUCUAGAUUUUCCAGAAGAAAGUUUACUUGAAAACAAUCCUGAAGCUGCUAAAAACCAUGAAGCACAAGAGUCCGAAAAUCCUUCGGCCAAAGCAAACCCAGAGAUAGUCAGUGCAAAUGAUGAAGAACCGGAAUCGGUGGUUGAAAAUUUAAAUCCAGCAGAAAGUGAUGCAGUCGGACCAGUUGUAGAACAAGUGUAA
Molecule: messenger RNA, 537 nt
Organism: Pieris macdunnoughi
Lineage: Eukaryota; Metazoa; Arthropoda; Insecta; Lepidoptera; Pieridae
Source: the annotation of a GenBank genome assembly